AUGACGUGGCAGCCGAGCACGCCUAAGAGGCUACAGCCUAUGAAGGAUGUUGACCGCAGCAGAAAUCCAGCAUAUAGCAACCGCGUCCAGCGAUCGGCCACGACAUAUACAGCAAAUAGGGUGUUUCAAGUCAGUACCAUCACGUACAGAGCUGCAAGGAUCCUAGUCAACGGAAAUCGGCUCGACUACUGUUCGCAUUCGCCUACCUUUGUUCAGCCUUACUCGUGCAUUAGCGGCACGUUCUCGCACGACAGCGUGUCGCGAUUGGAUUGGCUCGGCAAGAUGCUUGGGAUGAAUUGGGUGUUGGCCCCAGAUGUCCAAGAUAAAGUGAGAGGCACUCAUAUACAACGCAUAGCAUCCGCUCCGUAG
This is a messenger RNA of Exophiala mesophila, 369 nucleotides long. RefSeq lists its product as uncharacterized. The transcript has a single exon. The coding region runs from base 1 to 369 and encodes 122 amino acids. The record is from RefSeq and is a predicted model, not a curated record. Lineage: Eukaryota; Fungi; Ascomycota; Eurotiomycetes; Chaetothyriales; Herpotrichiellaceae.